UGUAAUAUUGAUGUUGUGGAGCUGCGGCCGCCGAAUGUGCCGAAUGUGAAAGUGUAAAUGUGAUGCGGCUGGAAUAGUUGUCGCAAAGCGAGGGGUGAAUUUAGUGCAUCGACGACACGGAAUUGGAACAUUGAAGAGCAGCAGUAAUAUAAUUGUGAACUGGCACAGAGGUGACCUAAUACAGGUACCUCUAACAGCAAAUUAUUCAGUAACAAGUUACGCAUUGAAUGGUUAGUGCCGGAAACGGGUUCUCGGUUUUCGCGCUGCGUUAUUCGCUGCGGUUUUUUUGCGCGAGUAGCUAACAAAUAAGCCAAACUAAAAGAAAACAAAAGAAAAGGGUAUUCCCAAAAACAAAAACCGAAACCUUAAAAAAUAACAAGGAUGAUAACGACACUGUAAGAAAUAAGAAACGUAAAUGUCAAAUAAGUUUGCAAACUAUAACAUCUCUAAAAGCCGGUGGCAACAUUAGUAGCCUUAGUUAGCGGAGUUAGCGGGUCAAUGACUGUUAGAAAUUGAAAAUUAAUUACGCUGAGUACAACGGUUUAGCCGCCGACGUCGUGGGCGGUAUAAAGUUACAUCGGCACCUAUUCAAAUAAUCAAAUGUUUGUAUGUAUACGUUCAUACUGCAUAUGAAUAGUGUCGUGUUUUUGGGUCAUCUUGCGGAAUUGUGGUGCUCACUUAAGCCGUUUGGCCUAACAAGGAUUACCAUAAAUACAUUGAUGUACGAAGCAUUACUCAGCGGUCGCUGAAGUACAACUACCUGCAUUCCUAAUUAACUGCGCUCCUUCCGAUCACCGUACUAGGAACACCGUCUGCGCUGUCAGUCGUUUCCGAAUGCAAACUAUCCAACUGGGAGCGCUACCGCAGCUGGCACCCCAUUCUCCUUGGCGAUAAGGGGCUGCAUUCACUAUUGCAAAGAGGCACACAUACAUACAUAGAUAUUUACUCUUACUCUUUGAAAGCCGUCAAUAGCAACACAACUGAAAGCAUCAGCAUAAAAAGACCAACGGCAAAAAAAAAAAAAAACAAAUUAACUUUUCGGCUUUGCAAGACAUUCUACAUUGCAUUGCCACAGUUGUACACGCACCUUGAAUACGACUCAACUUGAAAGGUUGAUGCCACCGAAACUGGUAGAACGCGUACAAAUUACGUGAAUGCCGGCAUGAGAACACGAAGACGUUAAAACGCACAAAACCGACGACGUAAACGGAAGAGCAAAAGUAAACUUAAUUAGAAAAUUUGUCGCACGUCUUUACCUCAGUGAACUUUCCUUAUAAGAGUAAGAAGCUUUGGCGCUGAAGCUGCACGUCUCUACUUCCGAUGUCAAGUCAAGGAUAAAUACAAUAAAAUUCCGAUUAAAAUAAAGCCGCCUGUCACUUCUAGCUGCUAAAGCAGCAUAAAAAAGAAAGCGAAAUAAUAAAACCGAGAGGACACCGUAGGAGGCGACCCGUCUGCUUACGCGCUCUUAUGGUCAUAUCCACCAAAAUAGUAAUUCUUGCAACAAACUUUAACGCUAUUUAUAACAUCAGAGCUGUGAUACACCAAAAAAAAAAACAAGACAUCAAAAUGAAAAACACACACAAAAUCACGAAAGAAAGCAAAACUGAAUAAACAAAGGAAAGCAAAGCCCAAAUAAAGUGAAAUUGCAAGUAGAACAUAAAACCGUAAAAUACGCUCUUACAUAUUCAUACAAAUGAUUUUCGAACAUACAUGUGUAUGUGUGUGUGUGUGUUGUUAUACUAGGUCAUAAGCAACAUUUGUUACGAGGCAACAGCGCAUAAAAAAGGCUCAUCACAGUAGAUUUUCUCUUAUGGCGCCACCGGUUGGGAAAAUUGUUUUUAAUACGGCAAAACGGCCCAACUAUCGCCUAUUGCCGUAAUAAGUAAUUUUGGGGGGAAACAACAACAGCACAGCAGUUGGCGUCGUGCUACGUCAGCGUUAAAGGACUUGGCAAGUCAUCGGUCUUAAAACCAUUCGUAGCGGGAUUUAAAAGCAAUAAAUGACGUGUGCCCAAUUGUCGUCAACUUUAUUUUGAAGCACUUGUCGGCCGCACGCUACAGGCAUAUGUUGAACUGAAUCCUUAUGGUUUUAGGUUUCGCAGGACAUACAUACAUUUAUUUCGGCCAAGGUGCUGUGAAGAACGUAGCCAAUCGACAACAAAACGCUGACUGGCAGCUACAAACGAAAUAGGUUGGUCAACCCAAGCGUAAUUUAUAAAAACGAACUGCCAAACUCGGCAUACGCAGCCAAAUACCAAGCGGUCAUAACACUUACGCACAUUCCUUUGCAUUUUUUUAGCAUUCGUUUUGAAAACUAUUAACACGCACCCGAGCGGCCGGGAGGCGGUUCGCACGAAAUAUACAGACAUACACAUGCGCUCAUAAGCUCACAGGACAAGCACACUCAUCGCGAUAUCAUUAAUUUAGAACGGAAUGGCAACGACAAUGUCUACAACACGCAAGGCAACUUCUAAAGCGACGGUGCGGAAGGAGGAAGUGAAACAUUCAAGUUCAUCGCUGUCAUCGUUAAUCACAUGUUUUAUAUCCUGUUUCAUCGUGGCUGUGAGUUGCCUUUGUCCGCCAACAGUAGGGGCGACGGCAAUUGCUGCGGCGACAGCGUCGGUAACAUCGACAGCAUCAGCAGCAGCAGCGGCAAUGACAGCUAAGGUAGCCACAGUGGGCGACGGUAGCGAAGACAGUACAACCACCAUUGCCGGUCAAGGUGGUAGUCGUUUGGGUGUUCUGAGUAGUGGUGCGGUUGGAGGCGACGGUGAAGGCAACGUUUUGAGCUGGGAUCAUGCCGUCGAUUUGAAUGAGGAUUUUCGCAUUUUAUGGACAAUCAUUAAUCAGGAUAUUACGUUCGAAAUACAAGCACGUACGCUGGGUUACGUUGGAUUUGGUUUCUCGCCCGACGGCAGCCUCGCUGGCUCUGACAUCGCCAUCGGUUGGGUAGACAAGGGUCAAACAUAUUUUCAGGAUCGUCACAUAACGAGAAAUGUAAACACAGAGCCAAUUGUGGAUCCAUCUCAGGACUAUAUUCUUAUGUUGGGAUAUGAAAAUGCAACACAUACUGUCUUACGAUUUCGUCGAAAACUAGACACUUGCGACAAAUUGCACGACAUUGCUAUUACGAAUAACACUAUGCGAUUAAUUUAUAUGUAUCAUAGUCGCGACCCACCUCAUGGAUCAGUUCAACCUGGGACAUUACCUGAACCAGACUCCGCUUUUCGGCCAUAUCAUCCCAUGGUUCUUACCCAAAGGGCAGAAAUUCAGUUUCGGAAAAACGAUCAAAUAAGGCAAAUGGAGCUACGAAAUGAAGAUGUGGCGCUUCCAAGUGGAGAUAGCACAUUAUCCUGGUGCAAAAUGUUCAAGUUAGAAGAUAUCAAUCGAAAGCACCAUCUUAUCCGGUACGAACCAAUAUAUGACUCAACGUCCAGCAUACAUUAUUUACAACAAAUUACGCUGUAUGAAUGCCAGGGAUCUCAGCAAGAGCUUGAGAAAAUGGCACGAGAGCAAGGACGACAAUGUAUAGGCAAUCGGGAUAUGCCUUUAGCCUGCAAUGCCAUUGUUGCAUCAUGGUCUCGCGGUUCGGAGGGCUUUACAUUUCCGGAGGAUGCUGGCUACCCGAUCGAUUCUCAUGCUGCCAAAUACUAUCUUAUGGAAACACACUACAACAAUUUGCAGCCCGAUAACUUCCAAAGCUACAGUCGACAAAUGGCUGACAACUCCGGACUAAGGAUUUACUUCACCCACAUAUUGCGUCCGAAUGACGCUGGCAUACUUUCAAUUGGUCUGGAUCCAAAUUGGCGACACAUAAUUCCACCCGGUCAAAGAGAAGUAAUCUCUGAAGGACAGUGUAUUGAAGAUUGUACGGCCUACGCUUUUCCUGCUCAGGGCAUAAGCAUUUUCGCAGUUAUGAUGCGUACACACCAAAUCGGCAAAAAAGUUAAACUCCGACAGAUUCGUCAGACUGAAGAACUCUUUCCAAUCGUAAUGGACACCAACAUCGACCCAACGUAUCAAGACUUUCGCCAUCUGCCUGCUCCCGUGCGGUCUCUACCUGGUGAUCGACUUAUUGCUGAGUGUAUUUACGACAGCUCCACACGAAAAGCAAUUACCCUUGGUGGCCUGACUAUGAAAGAGGAGAGUUGUACGGUACUGACACUAUAUUACCCGCGCCAAAAGGAACUUACUACAUGCCACUCCUUACCAAGUUUACCAACGGUGCUCCACUCCCUAGGCAUCGAGGAACUUGCCACUGAUUCCAAUCCUGUGCUGAUUUCUUCACCCCCGGAAUUGGCUGGCAUGACGUUGGAGGCGCGAUUAAUAUCUUACGACUGGCAAAAUCAGUUCGAUGAAUUUCAAGAGGCAACUAGAAGUGGAUCUUUUAAGCCACUUUGUUGGGGCGCAAAAAAUCAUGUCAUUCCAGGCUCAGAGUACCUCGAAGGAUACAGCAUAAACAUAACAAAAACAUUUAAGCAGCAUCAAUACUGUAAACCAAAGCAACGCUCAUUUGUCGCCGACAGUGUGGGGCAAACGGAUCUUGAGCUGCCGGUGCUUCAUGAAAUGGACAACAAUAACAUCAUUGAAGGAGCGGCACGAAGUAGCCGCAGUUCAGCUGCCACCGAAACGCAAGGAUUAAGCAAAGCCGAAGACUAUAGUAGAAGUUUUGUGACAACUUUCUGGUAUGCGAGCGCUUUCAUUAUUCUACAGUGGCACAACCGAUGGUCCCUAACUAGAAGCGCAUUUUAAGCGUUCGCAUUCCAAUACUUUCAUCUAUCCAGCCCCGCGACGCUGACGUCAUUACGUGUCCUCCACACUACCCAAUCCUCAGAUGAAUUAUGUAGCUGCAUGAAUUUCUAAUUUUGUUACCCUAGUGUGUAGUAAGUUAUUGAUUAUUUUUACAAAAGUUUAUUGUCGAAUUGUAGACUUACGGAAACCAUAAGCGUAUUACGGCGUUAUUAGUUAAGUACACUCAUAACUACAUACAUACAUACAUACAUAAUAUAUACAUACCUACAUAAAUAAAAUAGCGAUAAUCAUACAAUACGCUAAAACCAUAAGCAUUAAAAAUCGGUGAGAUUUAAAUGGAAAGCAAUAAUUAGUUAUCGAAUACUUGUUUGUGACUCGAUAUUAUACAUUUAUACAGUACUCGUAUUUAGUGUGUAAAAUCGUUACUUUGCAUGUAGUAUUUUAAGAUGGUGCAAAUAUAAAUCUAAAUAACCAAAUACUUUACAUUAGUAAUGUUACAGUGUGUGAAAAAUACUCGAAAUUAGAUCUAACUAGAAACUACCUAUCUUACAUUAAGUCGACAACUAUUUUGUACGAGUGUAUCGCCAGUGAAUUAAUAAGCUGACCUUCCUAGAUCGACAGUGGGCGCAAAAUCAAAUUAUGAUUUUUAUUAAAAUAAUUAUGAAUUCAAAUAUUUUUUAUAAAAUUAAUUAUUUUGAUUAUUUACAUUUUUAAUUAAUUAAUUUUUUAUAAAUGUAAUUUAAUUGCUGUCAAAAUAUUUCUAAAUUUUGUGCUCAUUGUCAAGUUCAGUGUAUCUUGUUAUGAAUGGAAUUGGUCUGUUAGCCACAUAUAUUUAUUUUAUUUUAAUAAAAUAUAUGAAUUUAGUAAAAAAGAAUACCUUUAAUUAAAAGCCUGAAUAUUUAGCAAUACAACAGGCUUACACACAAUGCUUUGAGUACUCUUUAUGAUGAAGCAAAUACCUUUAUUUUAAUUACUCGAUUUAGGCUUAAUUCUACCGUCCAAACUUAGUUAAAGAUAAGCCUAUGAGGUUCCUGAUAAAGAUCGCAACAUACGGAUGUGAUACUACCGUUGCGGUGCAUGCAAUCAAAACACCACAUUGCACCGCUCCAUGCACAUAUAAGCUUUUUGUUCCUGGAUAAGAUGAGUGUUGGAUAUUUAUGUUUUGCCAUAAAAAAU
Messenger RNA from Bactrocera dorsalis (oriental fruit fly), 5927 nucleotides. Its product is annotated as MOXD1 homolog 2. NCBI's taxonomy places the organism in Eukaryota, Metazoa, Arthropoda, Insecta, Diptera, Tephritidae. The transcript is spliced from 12 exons. The record is from RefSeq and is a predicted model, not a curated record. Gene Ontology annotation, molecular function: dopamine beta-monooxygenase activity; copper ion binding. The coding region runs from base 2433 to 4751 and encodes 772 amino acids. Gene Ontology annotation, cellular component: secretory granule membrane. Gene Ontology annotation, biological process: norepinephrine biosynthetic process; octopamine biosynthetic process; dopamine catabolic process.